AUUUUCGUUCAUUUCCGAGUCAACAUUUCCUCAUUGGCCGAAUGAAUUUUGUUUGAAGUGAUUUUUAAUUGAGAAAAACCCAAAAUUAGUGAUCAAUAGAGCUUUGUUUGCACGUGAAAAUAAAAGUACUGUGGCUCUGGAGAAAGGCUUUUGAGGGGCAGUGCAACUUUCUCCUGAGGGCAAAUUGUGAGGUUAUGUGAGGACACCUUCAAAGGCGUGAAAGUCCUACGAGAAUGUUCAACAAACCAACAUUUGGAGGGGCUUCAACUUCAGGUUUUGGGUUUAAUAACACCGCCACGGCAAGUCCUUUUGGUCAGUCGACUUUUGGGAAGCCAGCCACGACGGGAUUCGGACAGACUUCUGCCUUCGGGCAGCCCAGCUCAUCUCUGUUUGGUGGCAAUCAGACCAAUCUCUUUGGCACAGCCAACUCUUCGCCCUUUGGAGCACCCCAAGCCACCACGCAGUCCGGAUUCGGGGGUUUCUCCCAACCGGCCAAUACGUCAGUGUUUGGAAGUGCCACUGGCAAUCAGAACACGUCAAUUUUCGGCCAAUCUGGGACUUCUGCCUUUGGCGCUGCUAAGCCAUCGGGCUUUGGCUUUGGAGGAACUCAGCCUCAAACAUCAAUUUUCGGCCAGGCAAGCACUUCCAAUGCCACUGGAACGAGUUUCUUUGGCCAGCAAACGACUGGCAAUAGCUCAAUCUUUGGCGCCACAGCGACUCCGGCUUUUGGGGCAGCUGCUCCAGGAGCCGGAGGUACAGCUCUGGCCAAGUAUCAACCGUCAAUUGGGACGGAUACUCUGAUGAAGAAUGGACAGCAGAGCAGCGUUUCCACGAAGCAGCACUGCAUCACGGCCAUGAAAGAGUACGAGGAGAAGUCUCUGGAAGAGCUACGAAUGGAGGAUUAUGUGGCAAGUAGGAAGGGACCUCAGGCUGGAGCAGUCGGUGGGAUUUUUGGCAAUCAAGCUCCAACGAGUAAUUUGUUUGGAGCUCCGGCUCAGCAACAAACAACCGGGCUGUUUGGGCAGCAGCCUGAAAACAAAGGAUUGUUCGGGAAUACAAACACCAUGGCAGGAUUUGGGCAGGCCAGCGCCUUUGGGGCAACUACGAGUCAACCAUCAGCUGGAGGGCUGUUCAAUAAACCUUUUGCCGCACCAACAACUAGCACUUCCAAUUUUGGCUUCGGGAAUACGGCUAACAAUGCCAGUACCAAUAUGUUUGGGGCGAAGCCUUUUGGGGCUCCGGCAACGGGAAGUGUUUUUGGGGCAGGACAGACAAAUACAGCUGCUCCAUCGGCCUUUGGACAGCCCAACACGGGCUUUGGGGGCUUCGGACAGCCAAAUGCCAAUCAGAACACGUCUCUCUUUGGCGGGACUCAGGAUAAACCGGCUUUUGGGAUGGCAGCAACGUCUACGGGAUUUGGAUUUGGCACGAACACCAAUACAAUGUCCGGAGGGAGUUUGUUUCAGCCGAAGCCAGCAACGGGUUUUGGAGCUACGAGCGGAGGCUUUGGGACGACAACAUCAAUGGCACCGGGAUUUGGAGGUUUUGGCCAGACGAAUCCUGGUGGAUCGUUGUUCAAUUCGUCUUUCAAUAAGCCCGCUACGAGUGGCUUUGGAAGCUUUGGGAAUCCCACAGUUAGUAGCCAACCUCUUGGAUUGGGAACGUCAACAGUUGGAGGUGGACUAUUUGGAGGAGCGGCUAAUAAGCCAGGAGGAUUCUUCGGAGGAGGCACGGGGACCGGGACAGGAGGAGGACUCUUCAAUAAUUCCCUGUCUUUUGGCAACAAUAACUCCCUGAUGGGCGGUUUAGGGCAGAGUAGCCUGGGAAUGGGAGGAGCUCCAGGAUUGGGACAGAAUCAGCAGAAUACCGUUCCUGUGCAUCAACAGAUUCUCGCUCUGACGACUUCUCCUUACGGUGACAAUCCGAUUUUUAAGGAUUUGAAGCCUCCGGGAGUGACUGAAGAUGCUCUGAAGCCGACAAAUCCUGCAGCACAGAAGGCGAUACUGGAAUCUUCAGCCAGUCAGUUCAAGGUGUCCUCGGCAAAGAUCGAGCGAGGCGUCAAAGUGAAGCCAAUUGGGAAUGGAUUGAGCAAGAAGUCGCUAUUUGAGGGAUUGGAGGAAUAUGACAGUUCUGUAGAGGAAAAUUUCAAUCUAAAACCCAGUGCUAGGCGUUUGAUUAUAUCCAAGGGAAUGGCUACUCCGACUAAACCGGCAAAUGAUUCCGUUCAGAGUCCACAGGGAUCACAGGUGUACGGUUCGUCCGAGAGGAAGAGUCUCAAUGUCUCGACUUCUCUGGCCAACAAAGAGAAUCAAGAGAGUUUCACCAAUGAAAUCCCAGCAAACCUGUCAAGAGUCAUUGAUAAUCCAAGGAGGGUGUCUUGGCUACAUUCAAAUCCGGACAAAAAUCGCCGUCAGAGUGAUGCCUACCUCGAGAGUACGGUCCAAGAGAUUAUGAGUGAUAAGCAAAAAUCUGAAAGUGGAAGAACUAGUGGAGUAUCCUCCGGAUCCAAAAUGUCCAGGAUGUCAAAUCAGAAGGAUAGCAAGAGUGAUUCUCAAGGAAAUAAUUCCAGGGAUGCUUCAGAGGCGUCUUUCAGGGGUGAAACGAGUGACGGAGAAGAUAUGCUGCUGACAACUUCUGAACCCCAUCCAACGGGAAUUGUCCUCAGAAGAUCCGGAUACUACACAAUCCCAUCCCUGGAUGAAUUGCAGAACUAUCUCAAAGAGGAUGGAACGUGCAUUGUGCCAAAUUUCACCAUUGGACGCGAGAGAUAUGGAAAUGUGUUUUUCGAUGAGGAAAUGGAUGUGGCUGGGUUGAAUUUGGACGAGACGGUUUUCUUCAGGCACAAAGAAGUGGUAAUUUAUGCGUUGGAUGAGCAAAAGCCACCCAUUGGAAUGGGACUCAAUCGACCGGCUCAGGUGACACUGGAUCAAUUGUGGCCAAUGGAUAAAACAACGCAUGAGCCAAUCAAAGAUCCCGAGAGACUGGAGAGCAUAGAAUAUGAAGAGCGCCUGAGGAGAGCCUGCAAAAAGUACGACACGAGAUUUAUUGACUAUCGUCCGGAGACGGGAAGUUGGGUGUUCAAAGUCGAUCACUUUUCAAAGUACGGUUUGACGGAGAGCGAUGAGGAGGACGCUGGACCAGUUGAUCCGGCGAAAAAGGCCAAGAUAACCGCACCGGCAGUUCAGCAGAAGGGACAAGUGGCAGCGGGUGCGAAACAAACGCCGGCUGCAACUAGUGAAGCUCCAGUGGCAUCUUCCUCGAAUCUCUAUCCGGAUAUUGAUGAACUGCGUCAAAUGACCACGAUGCCAAAGUCCUUGGUGGAGAUGGAGGAUGAUUUUGACAUGGAUUUCAUGCCAAAUUUCUCCCAUGCCCAUCCCGUCAGUCCAUCAGCCUCAAUGGCAAUGGAAAUGGGAGCAAAGUCGCACAAGUUGCAACUGAUGAAGGCGGCUUUCUUCACGGAAGAUGACUACGACAAUCGAUCCAUUUGUACGGAUUCCGUGACGGGAAGAGAGAGUCCGGAUCAGGAUCAGAUUGUUCCCAGUCGUCGUCUUGGCAGUCGUUUCUCUAGCAUGCAGAGCAUUUAUAAGGAAUCCAGUGUCAUGAGUCUCCAGACACAAUCCGAUGAUACACCAAUUGUGUCCAGGAUUGUUGGACUUCCGGCAAAAGUGGAGGUGCCGGAGAAGAAACUCCCAAGGCAGAUUAUUGAACCUAUUUACUAUCCUUUGGUGGUUGAGCCGAAGAUUGCCAUUGUCAAUCCUGUUGGGACUAUUGUUCCAUUUGCGAAUUCUGUGGCGAAGCAUUUGAAGGCCAAGUGUAUUGCUGACAUUGGGAUUUUGGCCGGGAGACGGUUCAGAGUUGGCUGGGGUCCAAGGAAUUCCUGUGUGAUCCUGACAACAGCUCAAGUUGUUCAGGACAUUAAGAGAGCUACAACGAGUCUGGGGGAUUUUGCUCCAGUUCUCGCAGCUCGGGCAUCAGAUGACAAAUCCCCAGCCAUUGCAAUGAGACUGGAAGUGGCUUCAGUGCUCCCAAUUCGGGGCUUCCAGCGUUCAAUUCAGAAGCAUCUCGGCAUUCAGUUGAAGUACUGCGAAAAGGUCAUUUUCUCUCCAAGCGAAUGCCCACAGUUCCUGCCGGCAGGUGGGACAGAUUUGCUUCAGGAGCACUGUCAGCAGGCCCGGGAGCAGCAGGGUCAGAGUCAGCAUGAGAAGUAUGCUCAGAGUGUUUGGGCGCUGUGCGAGGCCCUCUGGGGCGAAGAAGAGGAACUCCAGGGACAGGAUCCGGCCAGUCAUUUGACAGUCAUGCGACGCCGGGAACUCCUGUCCAAUUGGCUGGAGGAAGUUGUCUCAGAAAAGCCCAUUUCCGUGGCAGAAAGCUCAGACUACCUGGAGUACUUGAUUGAGUUGCUCUAUGCCCACAAAGUCACAGAAGCGUGCGAGUUGGCUUUUAUGAAGAAUGACAUGAAUCUGUCGCUGCUGAUCUCACAAUCUUCCGGAGGUCCAAUUGUGCGUCAGUUGAUUCAGCAUCAAUUGGCUUCGUGGCAAGAAGUUGAAGCUGACAAGUUUAUCAAUGUCAACCGUCUGAAGGUGUUUAUGCUAGUUGCCGGGAUUCCUCUGCUGUCCUCUGCUAACGGGACGCUGGAUGGAGGGAAAGGAGGAACAAUCAAUGUAUUCAAAGAUGUGGACUGGAUCACUGCACUUGCGAUUAAUUUGUGGUAUUUGUGCUCUCCAACGGCUUCGAUAACUGACGCACUGCUGAACUACGAGAGUGCUUUUAUGUCUGAGGAUGGAGUAGCUGCUCCGCCGAAUCCUCCCUACACAGAUUACGAGGUGGACAGUAAGCAUCCCAUCCAGGAUCUGCGCUACCAUCUGCUGAAGUUGUACUCAAAGAGGAGUCAUCGGAUUGAGACUCUUCUCAAUCCAGCUACUCAUACAGCAGAUUCCAUGGACUUCCGCCUCAGUUGGCUCCUCCUGCAGACUCUAGACACUCUGGGGUAUCAUCAUUGUUCGGAAAAGUCCGAGUGUCAGUUGCAUACGUCCUUUGCUAGUCAACUGGAAAAUUAUGGAAUGUGGCAUUGGGCGAUUUUUGUGCUUCUGCAUAUCCGGAACCGGGAGAGACGAGAGAUUAGCGUGCAACAGAUACUGUUCCGCUAUAUUAGGUUGUCGGAGGAGGAGGAGGGUUUUGCCGAUGAGGAGUACGAGGUGAAGGAGAGAUUUGUGAUUGAGAAUUUACAUGUCCCAGUGACGUGGAUUUGCUGGGCUAAAGCUGUCAGGGCGGGAUCCAUGAAGAGGUAUCAGGAACAGGCGGAGUUUCUCAUCAAGGCCAAACAGUGGAACUUGGCCCAUGAAAUCAUAAUGAAUCACAUUGCUCCAGAUGCUGUGAUCAAUGAUAACAUCCCUUACUUGAAGGAGCUUCUAAAGUCUCUGAAGGAGACGAAAAAAAUACUGAAUUGGAGGAAUCAGGGACAGAUUCUCUACGAUUUUAUCGAUAUGAAUGAAAAGUUUGAAUCACUGAAGAUGGUGGCAGAGAGUGAUCUCGUGAGCCAUUGGGAAGGACUGAAGCCUCAACUGGAUGAACUGUGCUCACGAAUAAAUCUCUUCCCAUGUCCGACGGCUAAGCAUCGACUCUGCCAGAGUGAAAUAUCCCAGAGACUGGCUUGCCUGGUUCGUGGGAUUCUCAUGACAUCGCCUCAUCUCAAUCCCUGUCUUCUGAUCAAGGUGGCCCUGGAAAAGCUGCCGCUGCCCCAGGAAUAUGCCCAGAAGGAACUCAAAUUCUUCAUUGAUUCUGUUAUGGUGGAAAAUUUUCAGCACACAGAUGAGCAAAUGGAUGCUUAAGGAUUUAAGGAAAAAAAUAUUUCGAAAAUUUAGGACGUAAAUGAAUGAAAUUACUUGUAAGAACGUUGAAAUGUAAUAAAAAUAACUUUGAAUGAA
Phlebotomus papatasi is the source of this 5924-nucleotide messenger RNA. RefSeq names its product nuclear pore complex protein Nup98-Nup96 (gene Nup98-96). NCBI's taxonomy places the organism in Eukaryota, Metazoa, Arthropoda, Insecta, Diptera, Psychodidae. The transcript has 7 exons. The coding region runs from base 234 to 5828 and encodes 1864 amino acids. The record is from RefSeq and is a predicted model, not a curated record. Gene Ontology annotation, biological process: RNA export from nucleus; protein import into nucleus; post-transcriptional tethering of RNA polymerase II gene DNA at nuclear periphery. Gene Ontology annotation, cellular component: nuclear pore cytoplasmic filaments; nuclear pore. Gene Ontology annotation, molecular function: structural constituent of nuclear pore.